UAACACGCAUCCGACUGUCAAAGAGGAAAUGGCAAGUUCUUCAGAAUCGGGCGGCGGGUCAGGCAUAGAGACCAUAUUUCGCAAAGAACUGAAAACUCUGCCAGUAGAUUCCACAAUUCGCAGAAGCAGUAAAGAAGAAGCUAGAGAGGAUGAUCAAGCCCCUUCAACGCUGUCAACGGAAGAGAAGGCCUUUCGUGAAGGUGUUUCUUCCUCCGAGGAGUUCGAACUCGGGCUUGAGAGCUUUUUCAGUCAGCAGGAGAAGGACAGCGCUGAAGGUGUAGUAACCUCGACCACAACUAAGGGUGGAGAAGAGUACAUCGACCCAAGCGGUCCGAGUAAAGAAACCAUUUUCAGGAAGGAAUUGAAAAGCCUGAUUGUUGGGUCAACGAGUCGGAGAGAUAGCCAAGAGAUGACAAUAAUCGAUAAUCAGGGUCCAUCGAACGACAAAAUGGAGGAAGUGUUUGACUUCAUAGGGAUCACAUCUACGGGAGAAGUUGUAAUGGAGACCUCAGUUCAGAAUCAGCAGGAGAAGGUGAAGAUUCCAGAUGAAGGCAACUCUCUUCCAUCGGCAGAAGUAUGUGUUGCUGAUAUCAGCGUCACAAACAAGGAAACCAUAUACAGGAAGGAGUUGAAGAACUUGAAAGUUCAUGCCAGUGACAAUGUACAAGAAGAGACGGAGGUUCUCGUUCAAGGGCUCUCAUUCCAAGAAGCCGUGGUGGGGAAGAGUGAAUUCAAAGGAGUUUCUUCAACCGUGGGAUCUGUUACGGAACUAAAAAGCGUUGCCAUCAGCCAGGACCGGUUGAAGAGUCUAGAGACUGCAGCUCUACUUACAAGGACUGAGCCAGAGACCAUCCACGAGGAGGAAUUGGCGCUAGUACUAGAAACUGUGAAGGAGGGCCAGGUACAUGAUGGAGCGCUUGUUUCGAGGGAAGUAAAGGAAGCAAGGAAAAAGAGCAAGAGCUUGUCCACUGGUAGCAUUGAAAUUAAGGCCAAAGCUCCGGCCGUCGGGGAACUGGGUUCGUCGUUUGACAGAACGAGGAAGAGAAGCCAUGUUCCACUAACUGUGCUAGAAAGAAUGGAGAAGGAUCCUAUUGUAGCCCAGCAUUUUGCACAGCUUGAGAGCCCCACAGCAGAAACGGUUUCUGAAUUUGCUGACGGCUCCAAACGCCUUCUCAGCACUACCAGUCGCCUGAGACGGACUACUGAUUCUGUGGGCUUGAAAUAUGUGAACCAGUACAUCGUGAUCAAGGUUCUUGGUUGUGGCACCUACGGAAAGGUGAAACUGUGCCUCAACACAAUGGACUGCAAGUUAUAUGCAGUAAAGAUAGUCCAUAGAAAGUGGCUGACCCGACGGAGUCUUGGUGGCACAACAGAGAAUGUUGGUCAGGGUGCCAUGAGAGAAAUUGCGAUUAUGAAGAAGCUUAAUCAUCCAAAUAUUGUCGCACUUCAUGAAGUCAUAGAUGAUCCUUCGAAGAGAAAGCUGUACCUGGUGCUCGAAUAUAUUGAAGGAGGCCCGAUCCUGGGUAAUGAUAAGUGGCGUCCUUUCCCCGAAGAAAAGGCUCGUUCAUUCUUUAGAGACAUGUGUAAAGGCAUUGAUUAUCUCCAUUUCAACAAGGUUGUGCACAGAGACCUGAAACCAGGAAAUCUUCUUCAGACGUUGGAUGGCAAGAUUAAGAUUAGUGAUUUCGGUGUUUCACACAUGUUCGAACAGGAGUCAGAUUCUAUGCAUGACACCGCUGGAACUCCCGCUUUCUUAGCUCCAGAAAUAUGUUCUGGAGGACAGUGUCAAGGUCGACCAGCAGACCUUUGGUCGCUUGGGGUUUGUCUGUAUGUGAUGGUGUUUGGGAAAAUUCCAUUUCCCGCUGAGAGCAUCGCUGAAAUGUAUCAGUCCAUUAUCCACAAGGAGGGAACCACAGCUGGCGUUCUCUUCAAAGAUCAAAAUUUCGAAGGAACUGAAGGAUAUACUGACUCUCAUUCUUACGAAGGAUCCCAAUUUGAGAAUAUCACUAGCUGGAAUCAUGCAACAUGACUGGGUGACAAAGGCUGGGUUGGAACCCCUAGUUCCGUACAAAGUGCAAGUCGCACGAGGCUCUACUGUAAUGUCUGUCACGGAAGAUGAAGUUAAGGCAGCCAUAGGUGUAAAUGAGGCGGGACUGGCAGCACUUUGUAUCGUGAAUCCAGUUGAAAAGCAGUUUGAAGAGGGCGAAUACAUUAUACGACAGGUUAAUAAUCUCCUCUUUGUCACGACCGAAUAUCAGGCACGGCAAGAAACAAUAAGCCACAUAAAAUCUUAAAUUUUGCUCGUUCUAGCUCUGUAACGAGUGGCAUGACUUGAAACACUGGAGUCGCUAUGACGCACAUGUGGGUUAAAUCUGUAAGAAGACAACGCAAUGGCGAGGAAGGAGAUGAGAUGUAUUUUAUCAACAGCGGACAAUGCGAAGUUCUUGUCGAGUCCAGGUCACUUACUCAGCCUAGCAGAGGAAGAAUGGAGUACGCAGUUGCAGAAAGAGGACCAGGGCAAUAUAUUGGCGAAAUGGCGCUUCAAAAGGACGAAACUAGGAAACCUCCCAGAAGAAAUGCAUCCAUUCGGGCCAAGACUCGUGUCGUGACACUAGUUGUUAGUAGAGAACAGGUCAUGGAUGUACUGUCAAAGAAUGCUGAAGCAGCUCAAAGUAUGGCGGAAACAAUUGCUGAACGCGACCGUGAGUUGCGAAUGAAAUUGAGAGCUUUGGAUCUCAGGAUGCCGAGCAUAAGACUUGAGAAAGAAGAAGACGAAGCACCUCCGCCUAAAGCUACUUGCUCGGCAUGCAGAUGUUUAUGACCUCUAUACGAGAUGAAAUAAGGAAUUUGCAUGAAAAUCGAUGGCAGCUGAAAACUACUUGAACGACUCUCUGAGAUGAUUUCUGGAGACCUCACUCGCGAGUGACCAACAUUUGUAGCUGUCGUGAUUGUGGCUUUCCCAUAUGCCAGCGUUAUGGAAGGUCAAGUGAACCACUUACGUUUCAGCCACACUUUUACGAUCUUAGCAUCACUGGUCUAGCUUCAGCAUGUACUUCUGCAGUGAUGAAACUCGACCUCAGUGCAACAAAAGCUGCUGUGAACAUCACUACUGACAAUGGAGUUCAAAUUUCAGUUACGAUGUGAACUUCAAACUGUAAUGUUCGGUGAAAUGAGCACCAAGUGCAGCAUGCUUUGAUGUCGUAUUCAGAGCACGAGGUUGGAAAUUGACAGUCAAGUACUCAUUGUGCCUUGUAGAGAAGUGCAUUCUCCUGUUUUGCACUUGGAUCCUUCACAAAGUUAUUAGUGAGCGAGGUCUCAACGAUAUUUAGUGACAGAAUGUGGCCUGACCGUGAUUUUUACUGCUAUUUCAAACGCAAGAGUCUCAAAAGCACUUUCAGAUCCCAUCACUUUGACAACAGAAUAAGCCACUGAUCAUAUGAAUCGAUGGACCUCAUCACUCCCACCAUCAUGGGCAAGUUAUCAUAGAUUGGUGGUCAGAGGCCCACGUCCUUCCAGGAUAAAACUCCGUCUUAAAGAAGGUUCUUUAGGUUGCCAAAGAGUUAAGAAACCUCCUCCUGAGAGAUGCCACAAGGUCCUGCCAUUCCUUCUGCAUAUUUGCAUGUCUAACUUGACGACUUUAAUUAUAUUGUUGAGUGCUGAUCGGUCAUGGAUUUUCAACCAACAAAUACUGUAAACUUAGUUCACGCUCUUGCCUGCAAAUAAAAAGACUUC
This is a messenger RNA of Marchantia polymorpha subsp. ruderalis, 3732 nucleotides long. Lineage: Eukaryota; Viridiplantae; Streptophyta; Marchantiopsida; Marchantiales; Marchantiaceae. The record is from the annotation of a GenBank genome assembly.